UACCAGAAGCGCUGCGUGCUUUGCUUUCGUGUUUUGGGCAACGAAAGUCAAAACUGAUUGAAUGCGCAGCAUUUCUUGAACGGUUUCGUCUCUGUCAGGUUAUUUUUAUGAGAUUAACACAUGAAAUGUCACCUCUUCUAGGUGUUGCCAUGUUUAUUUUGCUUUGAGCAGAGAUUAUGUUCAGGUUGCCCAGGUUUUUUAAUGUUGUACGCAGGACACUCUGUACGAGCGCAGAAGAAAUGGGCAAGAAAGGGACUUUCUUCUACGCUGUGAGAAACGGAUUCAGACCAGGAGUGUACAACACAUGGGAUGAAUGUAAACAACAGGUGGAUAAAUUUCCCUCUGCCAUUUUUAAGAAGUUUGCCACUGAAGAGGAUGCUUUGGCAUUUGUGACAAGUCAGGCAAAGGCGACAUGUACUGGAAGAUCAGAGGCAUUUGACCCCGAGGUCCUUCCUCCUCGAAACAUCCCUAGUUCCUCAAAAAUUGUUCCACUUGGAAGUAAAAGGACACGUGAAGACUUUGAGGAUGAGGGAGGAUCCAGAGGUAAACGAGUGAAGCUCAUUGAGCCCCCACAGCCAGCGGCAUCUGCUGUCAGUAGUGAUGGUUUCACUUAUAUGGGCGAUGCAGUUGUGGUGUACACUGAUGGCUGUUGUUCAGCCAAUGGGAAAAUAGGAGCUCGUGCUGGAAUUGGUGUAUACUGGGGUCGUGAUCAUUCUCUAAAUGUGGCUGAGAGGCUUCCAGGGAGACAGACCAACCAAAGAGCAGAAUUACAGGCAGCUUGCAAAGCACUCGAGCAAGCCAUAGAAAUGAAUUUUACAAAAGUUGUGUUGUACACAGACAGCAUGUUCACCAUCAACGGCAUCACAAGUUGGGUCAAGAACUGGAAGAUGAAUGGCUGGAAACUUAAAAGUGGGGGGAUCGUAAUCAAUAAAGAAGACUUUGAAAAGCUGGACAAACUAAACGCAAAACUUGACGUUGUUUGGAUGCACAUACGAGGUCAUGCUGGAUUUACAGGCAAUGAAGAGGCUGACAGAUUGUCCAGAGAGGGAGCAGCAAAGCCCCCAUGUUAGCAAUGUUAUCACCUUUAUGACAUAAAGUUAUUGUCAAGCCUGUAGUUUAUUUGUCUAAGCACUUUUUUUCUUGAUUUGUCGCUUUUACAAAUGCUAGUGUUGUAUUGUUGAAAAAAACAAGACAAACACAUUUUCUUCUUUUCUAAAGAGCAACGCUUGUACUAACUUUGGGUAUUUUAAUGUGUUUAUUUUUGAUUGUUAUAUCGAGGCAGUUGUCAUUUGUAUCGAUCCUGCGAUAGAUUCUAUGUAAUUAUUUCUCAUCACUCAGAAACUCUUUUACUUUGAAGCACUCAAAACAGUUUUUGGAUGUGUUACAAGCAACAAAAAUGACUGUACUCAGCGUGCUUGCCUCAGUUGUAAACAUGAACAUUAUUGUACCACUGUAAUUUGUUAUUGAUUCUUCUUUGUAGGUGCUGAAAAUUAGGGGUAUUUUUGCUCUUAUUUUUAGAGAGGCGUUUUGAAGUUGUUACUUGGUCAUUUCUUUGGAAAAAUACCAAAAGUGAAAAGCCUUAACAUGAACAGCAGGUGUCACUGCAGUUCAUGCUCAGUUUGGAUGGAAUAAAUAAAGACUAGAUCUUAUCUUUGCCAUAAAAUGG
Molecule: messenger RNA, 1666 nt
Organism: Triplophysa dalaica
Lineage: Eukaryota; Metazoa; Chordata; Actinopteri; Cypriniformes; Nemacheilidae
Gene: rnaseh1
Product: ribonuclease H1
Exons: 8
Coding region: 177-1070 (297 amino acids)
Biological process (GO): DNA replication, removal of RNA primer
Molecular function (GO): nucleic acid binding; magnesium ion binding; RNA-DNA hybrid ribonuclease activity
Source: RefSeq, a predicted model, not a curated record